ACCCCAAAUAGGGUUUUUGAUGUACAUUCCUCUCUGGCCGCUGUUGAAAAAACAUCUGUGUGCGUGUGCGUGGACCAGCACACGGGAUAGGGCUGCAGUGCGUGGGCCAGCACCUUGGGCAACGCACAGCCCACUGGGCCAGCGAGCUGCAGCCCCCGCCUAACUCUAGACGUGUCUCCAUCCUUCACCCAGGCAUACCGGCCGCUGCUCCAGGCCUCCGCCAUCCCAAGGCCUGAGAUGACACCCAACAGCACCGGGGAUGUGCCUGGCCCCAUCCCCAGGGGCGCCCUGGAGCUGUCGCUGGCCCUGGCAAGCCUCAUCAUCGCAGCCAACCUGCUCCUGGCACUGGGCAUCGCCUGCGACCGCCGCCUGCGCAGCCCACCGGCCGGCUGCUUCUUCCUGAGCCUGUUGCUGGCCGGGCUGCUUACGGGGCUGGCACUGCCCACUCUGCCAGGGCUCUGGAGCCACAGCCACCGGGGCUAUUGGUCCUGCCUGCUCGUCUACUUGGCCCCCAACUUCUCCUUCCUCUCCCUGCUCGCCAACCUCCUGCUGGUGCACGGGGAGCGCUAUGUGGCAGUGCUGCGGCCACUCCAGCCUCCGGGGAGCACCCGGCUGGCCCUGCUCCUCACCUGGACCGGCCCCCUGCUCUUUGCCAGCCUGCCAGCCCUGGGCUGGAACCACUGGGGCCCUGAGGCCAACUGCAGCUCCCAGACCGUCUUCCCAGCGCCCUACCUCUACCUCGAAGUCUACGGGCUCCUGCUGCCAGCCGUGGGGGCCGCGGCCCUUCUCUCGGCCCACGUGCUGCUGGCCGCCCACCGCCAGCUGCAGGACAUCCGCCGGCUGGAGCGGGCCGUGUGCCGCAACGCGCCCUCCGCCCUGGCCCGGGCCCUUACCUGGAGACAGGCGAGGGCACAGGCUGGGGCCACGCUGCUCUUUGGGCUGUGCUGGGGGCCCUAUGUGGCCACGCUGUUCCUGUCGGUCCUGGCCUAUGAGCAGCGCCCACCUCUAGGGCCCGGAACUCUGCUGUCUCUCCUCUCCCUGGGCAGUGCCAGCGCGGCGGCCGUGCCUGUGGCCAUGGGGCUGGGUGAUCAUCGCUACACGGCGCCCUGGAGGGCGGCCGCCCGGAGGUGGCUACGGGGGCUGCGGGGAAGAGGCUCCCAGGCUAGCCCUGGCCCCAGCACCGCCUACCACACCAGCAGCCAAAGCAGCGUGGACGUGGACUUGAACUGAGGGGCCUCUGCCGCCUCCCACCAGAAGCACCCAGCUUGGCCACCAAGCCCCUCGCUGCUAGUGCCCGCUUCUCUGACGCCACCCGCCAGCUCUGCUGGCCAUGACCUCAUUCCCUGUAGCAGGAAGGGAGGGGCACGUGGCCGAGUCACGGAAAGAACCUGGAGACGAGCACGCACCGAGGGAGACUCCCGCUCCAUGCACGCGGGAGCGGGUUCCCGGCCGCCUCACCCCGCCGUGGCCUUUACCACUUCCGCCGCACGCCCCACCACCCCAAACUCCACAGACGCCGCC
Messenger RNA from Lepus europaeus (European hare), 1521 nucleotides. It is a transcript of the gene GPBAR1, whose product is annotated as G protein-coupled bile acid receptor 1. The record is from RefSeq and is a predicted model, not a curated record. Gene Ontology annotation, cellular component: membrane. Gene Ontology annotation, molecular function: G protein-coupled bile acid receptor activity. Lineage: Eukaryota; Metazoa; Chordata; Mammalia; Lagomorpha; Leporidae. Gene Ontology annotation, biological process: G protein-coupled receptor signaling pathway. The transcript has a single exon. The coding region runs from base 238 to 1230 and encodes 330 amino acids.